Molecule: messenger RNA, 258 nt
Organism: Racocetra persica
Lineage: Eukaryota; Fungi; Glomeromycota; Glomeromycetes; Diversisporales; Gigasporaceae
Source: the annotation of a GenBank genome assembly
GAAACCGCCUUUCAGGCCUUAAAAGAAAAGCUCACCACGGCCUCUGUCUUUGCCUACUCUAAUUUUUCACAAGAGUUUUUGCUUUUCACAAACAUUUCAGGAAUCUCUCUUGGCGCAAUUCUUUCCCAGAGAGAUUUGCAAGGAAGAGAAAGGGAAUAUACCUUCACCGUCGUUCACCGUGCCAGAAAAUCUCAUUCUAACGCUAACAGUUUAUCCCGUAUUGCUGAAUCUUCUACUACAACACCUGCCGAUUUUUGA